Messenger RNA from Lathyrus sativus (Indian pea), 981 nucleotides. The record is from the annotation of a GenBank genome assembly. Lineage: Eukaryota; Viridiplantae; Streptophyta; Magnoliopsida; Fabales; Fabaceae.
AUGGAAUUUGUUGCCCCUAAGAUUAUUGAUGGAGAAAUGGAAAUCCAAAUUGAAGAGGAAGAUGUUGAAAAGGAAGUGAAAUUCUGGGAAUCUGCCCUUAUCAUGUAUGCCCUGGGUGUGGACCUCAGAAUGAAUGCGGUAAAACAAUUUUUGAGCAAGAACUGGAAUUUUGUGAAACUCCCUGAUAUGUUCUAUAAUGAGGAAGGUUUCUUCAUCCUCAGAUUCCAAUCCUUCCAAGACAAAGACCUAGUUUUAAUAAAAGGGUCGUAUUCAAUCCGUAAUAGACCUAUGAUGUUGCGUGAGUGGAAACCUGAUUUCAGUAUGAACAAGGAUAUGAUGAGAACAGUUCCGUUGUGGGUAAAACUACCCCAGCUACCCUUACAUCUUUGGGGCGCGUGGAGCCUCAGUAAAAUAGGCAGUGCAUUAGGAACACCUCUCGUUACAGACGAGUGCACGACAAAUAAGCUUAGGGUCUCAUACGCUCGUAUCCUGGUGGAAAUUGACAUCACACAAGAGCUUAAGACACACAUUCUGAUAAGAGACGAAAAAGGGGCGCGACUGCACCAGCCGAUUGAGUAUGAGUGGAAACCACUUUACUGCCAACAUUGCCAAAAGAUGGGUCAUAAUUGUGACAAGCCCAUUAUACCUGCUAAAGAGUGGAAGAUGAAAGUGAAGGAUCAAGCACAAAGGGAGAGGGUGCAAGCCACUGCUAAUAAAAGUGCAACAACAGCAACAGGGGACACUAGUAGAGCAACAACAACAAUAAGGAAUGCUUGUACUGGAACAACAACAACAACAACAAGGGCAAUUCAUAAGGAUAUCCAACAGAAUGAUGAGGUGUGGACUAUGAGUACUAGCAAUGGAAAAGGAAAGGCCAAAAUUUCUGCCAAGGAGGAUGACAACAUCCAAUGCCAAAAUGGUUUUGGGCUACUGGGGAUUUUGAAUGAUCCUGGAAGUGGCCAACAAACUGAUCAAUGCUAG